AUGGACGGUGACCCUGCUGUGGAACCGCGGCUCGACUCGUUCAGCCUAACCUUUCCUCUCCCCUACCGGGUCGCCUUCAUCGUGAUAUUGGCCGUCUGGGGAUGGGGAGCCAACCUCCACUUCCUGCACAUCCGGGGCAUCGAUGUGCCCUCGUUGAUCCGCUAUCCCAGCAGGUCGAAUUCGCUGCAGCCAACCCAUCACCACUCGACCUACCGUCUCGCGUCCUUUCUCUCGCUCGCCUCGGGCCUCUCCAUCCUCACCUUCUGGGUCCUCACUCGCCGAGACCCACAGCGCGUCAUCGACUAUGACUGGCUGCCCAUGACGAAUCUGCUCGUUCUCGCCCUCUUGUUCGCCGUACCCCUUCGCCGUUUGUCCGUCUCACACACCGGGCGCAGCCGCCUUCUCUGGACGCUCCGUCGUGUCAGCGUCGGCGGGCUGGCAGAGGCCAAGGAUGGCAAGUUUGGCGACAUCUUGCUCGCCGAUGUGCUCACUAGCUAUGCUAAAGUCCUAGCCGAUCUGUUUGUCUGUCUCUGCAUGUUCUUUACGCGCGACGGGUCCGCCACUGCGAGACCCGAGCGCGGAUGCGGUGGGGACGUUAUUGUCCCCUUGAUCAUGGCGAUUCCGAGCGUGAUCCGCUUGCGCCAGUGUCUAAUCGAGUUUGUGCGCGUGCGCAGGGCGCCAUAUAGGGAGUCGACGGGGUGGGGCGGACAGCACCUGGCCAACGCGGCCAAGUACUCGACCGCCUUUCCUGUGAUUGUGCUUGCCGCGAUGCUGAGGCAUCACCAAGGAGAAACUCCGUCUACGAAAUUGUACAGGGCGUGGGUGGCUGCCUCUCUGCUCAACUCCCUGUACAGCUUUUACUGGGACGUGGCAAAGGACUGGGACUUGACCCUCUUGUCUGGCGCCAGGGAGCGGAACUCGCCGGACUACCCGUUUGGGUUGAGAAAGAGGUUGCAUGUGCACAAGCCGGGAGUGUACUAUGCCGUCAUUGUGCUGGAUCUAGUGCUUCGCUGUACGUGGAUGGUCAAACUGAGCCCGCGAAUGGACCACAUAAGCGACUUCGAAAGCUCGAUAUUUCUCAUCCAGUUCCUCGAAGUGUUCAGGCGGUGGGUGUGGAUCUUCUUCCGGGUUGAGACGGAAUGGAUCAGGAAUACUUCGGCCGGAUUAGGGGUUGAAGAUAUCCUAUUGGGCGAUUUCCAGGGAAAUAAGUAUGAGGAUGAAGACUGA
This is a messenger RNA of Canariomyces notabilis, 1227 nucleotides long. Its product is annotated as EXS-domain-containing protein. The transcript has 2 exons. Gene Ontology annotation, cellular component: cytoplasm; membrane. The coding region runs from base 1 to 1227 and encodes 408 amino acids. Lineage: Eukaryota; Fungi; Ascomycota; Sordariomycetes; Sordariales; Chaetomiaceae. The record is from RefSeq and is a predicted model, not a curated record.